AUGAAAAUUCUCAAUAGUUUCGGCGAAAAUAACGAUGAAAAGGUUGAUUUCCGAAAAGAGGCACGAAAUUUAUUUAAUAAACUGGCGAAACUAGAAACUGCACUUUUAAUUAUUUUUUGGGAAGAAAUUUUGGAGAGAUUUAAUGUAGUUAAUAAAAAAGUACAGAGCCCUGGUUUAGACAUUGGUGAAGGCAAUAAGUUAAUUGUGUCAUUAAAAGAGUUCGUGAAAAACAUAAGGCAACAAUCAGAUCAGAAGCUAAAGGAAUACGAAAAGAAAGCUAAAAAAUUAAGUACUAGUGUGGAAACAGACUACAGUGACAUAAAUAAGAGACGCAUUACUUCAAAAUUUUCAGAUAAAUCUACAGAUAAAGUCUCAGUAAACGGCGCAGAAAAAUUUAAAAGAGACACGCUUAACGUUGUGUUGGAUAAGAUGAUUAUGGAUUUAAAUUAUAGAAGCCAAGCCUAUGAGACCUACAGCAAAAAAUUUAAAUUUUUAAUGGAUUUGCAAGAUAGAAAUCAAGAACUCAUAGAUCUGGAAAGUGUACGUAAUAUUAUUGAUUAUUAUCCAAAUGACAUAGACGAACAUUUAGUGAAUGAGUGCAUUCAGUUAAAAUCUUACUUACUGCAGUCUAAGACAGAGUCUUACACCUCUUGCAGUGAAAUUUUUUGGCUAAUUUAUGAAAAGAAACUUGUUGAUGUUUUCCCAAACUGCUAUACCAUCUUAAAGAUUUUUUUAACGAUGCCGAUCACUAGCUGUGAAGCGGAGCGUUCUUUCUCCAGGAUGUCGUAUAUAGAAAACAAAUACAGGACAACAAUGUCGAACUAUCGACUAAAUCAUUUAUCAGUUCUUUCAAUAAAUUGCGAUUUAACAAAGGACCUACAGUGCGAUGACCAAAUAAAAGAAUUUGCAGCACAAAAAUGCAGAAAGGUUGCUUUAUAA
Messenger RNA from Parnassius mnemosyne (clouded apollo), 939 nucleotides. NCBI's taxonomy places the organism in Eukaryota, Metazoa, Arthropoda, Insecta, Lepidoptera, Papilionidae. The record is from the annotation of a GenBank genome assembly.